AAGAAGUAUUCUGUCGUUGGUUUGUGUCGUAGUUGCGCUUGUAAUCUCUGCAUGCCUUUUGUUGUGAAAGUUAUAUAGAUUUGGCAUUUUAUCUUCCUUUCUCUUCUAAAUUUGUCUCAUCUACUAUCAUCAAAUCGAUUAUCUGUUUGGUGGUGGAAUGCUUCCCAGUUCUUGAGGCGGUUAUCUUGUCAUUUAUUCGCUGUUGCUCGCUUGCAUUGCGUGAGAGUGCUCCUUGUGAUAAGCUUCAAAUCGGUUUUUGAGUUUCGAUUGUCAAUUAGGAACAAUGCCUAAGACUUGCAGAGAUCUGAUUCCAGAGCGAACUGUAGAUCCUGAAGUGUUUGCUGAUAUGGAUAAUUUUGAUUUAGUAAACAAUCCAACCGCAUUUGCUAAAUCGCUUCGUCUACAAUUUCCAAAAUUCUCGAAAGGAUUUUCAUCUUCAGAUUUUGAAGAAUUUGUUCAAGAACACGUGGGUGUGGAGAAUCUGAAGUCCCUUGGUCGAUUGAAUUUCCCCAAUGAAUGGCAAAUGGAAGUUGAAUCGAAAGAUGUUCGCGAAAAAUUAAUUCGAUGGGGUAAAACCAAAAUCAAAAACAGAUCUUGUUGGAUAUCUCCUCUUUGUACAUCAGAAAUAAGAGGAUUUGUCCACUGGCUGCCAAACAAAAUCCCUAACCAGAAAGUGAAAGAUCUUUUGAGUGAUUAUGGUGAAGUUUUGUUUGUGGAGAAUCAAAAGCAAGUUCUUUGGAAUGGUAAGGUUGCUAGUGAUUCACGCUACUAUGCCUUAUACUUGAGAGCUGGAAAGUCCAAAGAGGAUCUACCUCAUUUUGCUAAAAUUGAAAACUUUAAUGUGUUGGUUACUGUUCGUGGAAGAAACCCAGCAUGUUUCCAUUGUCGAGAAUCUGGGCACCGUAAAAAUGAAUGCAAAAAAUUCAAGGAUAGAUUAAGCGGCUAUUGCCAAAGACCUAAAAGUACAAUAAAGCGGUACAAGCCUCGUGGGAAGCGUUGGAUUGCAAAAAUCAAAAAUUGCAAAGACGCUGCUGAAGUUCCAGAGAUCCAGACCGACACAGUUCCAACUACACCUGAAACUACUGAGAAAACAGAAGCUACUGAGAAAACAGAAGCUACUCAGAAAACAGAAGCUACUCAGAAAACAGAAGCUACUGAGAAAACAGAAGCUACUCAGAAAGCAGAAGCUACUCAGAAAGCAGAAGCUACUCAGAAAACAGAUGGUUAUAAAUUUUCUUAUAAAAAGAAAGAGAAGGAGAGUAAGAAAGCUCCUAUUACCAAUUCUGAAGUAUUAGCUGCAACAGAGGAGUUGAAAUUGAAAGUGGAGAAGCUAUUUUCUGAAACAUUCAGUAAUUUGGAAAUUAGAAUAGCCAAAAAAGCCAUGGCUCUUGAAAAUGCUAUUCCACCUGCUACUGGAGAUGUUGACAAAAAGAAAAAGAAGAAGAGGAGGAAAAACAAGAAGAAGAAUGAGACAAACCAGCCUGAAUCUUGAGCUUCCUUUUUUUUUUUUUUUUUUUCCUUCUGUUUGUGAAUGACUAAAGUACUAAAUUUGUGUUGUUAUGAUGAAGAAGAAAUUCUAUUUGAUUAUAUAAUAUACAUAUUUGGACAUUAAUUUUUAGUUUUUCAAUAACAGAGGAAAAUUAUUUCUGUUUCACUUGUUAGUGUAAUCUGCAUAAUUGAAUUGCUUUCUAAUUAAUGAUCUUUUUCAUUUUGUUCCAUAAUAAUGAAAAAAAUAUACAUUCUUAUUUCUUAUUAAUCUCCACAACAUGAAUAUAUAGUUUUCUUAUGAAUUUUUUAAAAAAAUGACUCGACUGUGUAGAAUAUAGUGUCAUCAUUUUCGCUUGGAAAAAGUAUUGUGCAUCUAUAAAUUUAUUCAGAUUUCUGAUGUUUUAUAAUGAGAAUAUGCUGAUAUAUUGAUUAAUUUAAUUAGCUGAUAUAUCUCAUAAUUAACUGGAAUAUGCACAUUUAAGUAAUUUGCUAUAACAGCAACUGUUAUCUUGCAUGUGGUUUGUAUAAUAUAAGUAAAUUCAUAUUGUUUAUAACUUACUGAAUAGUGUUAUUUAUUGUAUUAGUGUUAACUUAUAUUUGUGCUG
This is a messenger RNA of Argiope bruennichi, 2093 nucleotides long. RefSeq lists its product as uncharacterized. The record is from RefSeq and is a predicted model, not a curated record. Bases 284 to 1492 code for a protein of 402 amino acids. Lineage: Eukaryota; Metazoa; Arthropoda; Arachnida; Araneae; Araneidae. Gene Ontology annotation, molecular function: zinc ion binding; nucleic acid binding. The transcript has a single exon.